This is a messenger RNA of Myotis lucifugus (little brown bat), 5888 nucleotides long. It is a transcript of the gene CACNA1A, whose product is annotated as calcium voltage-gated channel subunit alpha1 A. Gene Ontology annotation, cellular component: membrane; voltage-gated calcium channel complex; neuronal cell body. Gene Ontology annotation, biological process: calcium ion import across plasma membrane; chemical synaptic transmission. The record is from RefSeq and is a predicted model, not a curated record. Gene Ontology annotation, molecular function: high voltage-gated calcium channel activity. Lineage: Eukaryota; Metazoa; Chordata; Mammalia; Chiroptera; Vespertilionidae.
CGCAAAGGAUGUACAAGCAGUCAAUGGCGCAGAGAGCGCGGACCAUGGCCCUCUACAACCCCAUCCCCGUCCGACAGAACUGCCUCACGGUCAACCGGUCUCUGUUCCUCUUCAGCGAGGACAACGUGGUGAGAAAAUACGCCAAAAAGAUCACCGAAUGGCCUCCCUUUGAAUAUAUGAUUUUAGCCACCAUCAUAGCAAACUGCAUCGUCCUCGCCCUGGAGCAACACCUACCUGACGAUGACAAGACCCCCAUGUCUGAACGGCUGGAUGACACAGAACCGUACUUCAUUGGAAUUUUUUGUUUCGAGGCUGGCAUUAAAAUCAUCGCCCUUGGGUUUGCCUUCCACAAAGGCUCUUACUUGAGGAAUGGUUGGAACGUGAUGGACUUCGUGGUGGUGCUAACGGGCAUCUUGGCGACAGUUGGGACAGAGUUUGACCUACGGACACUGAGGGCAGUUCGAGUGCUGCGACCGCUCAAGCUGGUGUCUGGAAUCCCAAGUUUACAAGUCGUCCUGAAGUCGAUCAUGAAGGCGAUGAUCCCCUUGCUGCAGAUCGGCCUUCUCCUAUUUUUUGCAAUCCUUAUUUUUGCAAUCAUAGGGUUAGAAUUUUAUAUGGGAAAAUUUCAUACCACCUGCUUUGAAGAGGGGACAGAUGACAUUCAGAGUGAGUCCCCAGCUCCAUGUGGGACAGAGGAACCCGCCCGCACCUGCCCCAAUGGGACCAGAUGCCAGCCCUACUGGGAAGGGCCCAACAACGGGAUCACUCAGUUCGACAACAUCCUGUUUGCAGUGCUGACUGUUUUCCAGUGCAUCACCAUGGAAGGGUGGACUGACCUCCUCUACAACAAGAGCAAGACAGACCUGCUCAACCCCGAGGAGGCGGAGGAUCAGCUCGCCGACAUCGCCUCUGUGGGGUCUCCCUUUGCCCGAGCCAGCAUUAAAAGUGCCAAGCUGGAGAACUCGACUUUUUUUCACAAAAAGGAGAGGAGGGUGCGUUUCUACAUCCGCCGCAUGGUCAAAACUCAGGCCUUCUACUGGACUGUGCUCAGUCUGGUAGCCCUCAACACGCUGUGUGUUGCUAUCGUUCACUACAACCAGCCCGAGUGGCUCUCCGACUUCCUCUACUAUGCAGAAUUCAUUUUCUUAGGACUCUUUAUGUCCGAAAUGUUUAUAAAAAUGUACGGGCUUGGAACACGGCCUUAUUUCCACUCUUCCUUCAACUGCUUUGACUGUGGGGUUAUCAUCGGGAGCAUCUUUGAGGUCAUCUGGGCCGUCAUAAAACCUGGUACAUCCUUUGGAAUCAGCGUGUUACGAGCCCUCAGGUUAUUGCGUAUUUUCAAAGUCACAAAGUACUGGGCGUCUCUCAGGAAUCUGGUCGUCUCUCUUCUCAACUCCAUGAAAUCCAUCAUCAGCCUGUUGUUCCUCCUUUUCCUGUUUAUCGUCGUCUUUGCACUUUUAGGAAUGCAGCUCUUUGGCGGCCAGUUUAAUUUCGAUGAAGGGACUCCUCCUACCAACUUCGACACUUUUCCAGCAGCAAUAAUGACGGUGUUUCAGAUCCUGACAGGCGAGGACUGGAACGAGGUCAUGUACGAUGGCAUCAAAUCUCAGGGCGGCGUGCAAGGCGGCAUGGUGUUCUCCAUCUACUUCAUCGUGCUGACACUCUUCGGGAACUACACCCUCCUGAAUGUGUUCUUGGCCAUCGCGGUGGAUAAUUUGGCCAACGCCCAGGAGCUCACCAAGGAUGAACAAGAAGAAGAGGAGGCAGCCAACCAGAAACUCGCCCUCCAAAAAGCCAAGGAGGUGGCAGAAGUGAGUCCUCUGUCCGCGGCCAACUUGUCCAUAGCUAUGUACGCCCUGGGCCAGCAGUGGGCCGAGGACUUCCUUCGGGAACAGGCGCGCUACCAUGACCGGCCCCGGGACCCCAGCGGCUCCAUGGGCCUGGACGCCCGGCGGCCCUGGGCUGGCAGCCAAGAGGCCGAGCUGAGCCGGGAGGGUCCUUAUGGCAGAGAGUCGGACCCCCACACCCGGGAGGGCGGCCUGGAGCCACCGGGGUUCUGGGAGGGUGAGGCUGAGCGGCCCAAGGCCGGGGACCCCCACCGGAGGCACACGCACCGGCCGGGGGCCAGCCGAGAGAGCCGCAGCGGGUCCCCACGCACCGGAGCUGACGGGGAGCCCCGCAGGCACCGGGCCCAUCGCAGGCCCGGCGAGGAGGCCCCAGAGGACAAAGCUGAGCGGAGAUCCCGGCACCGGGAGGGCAGCCGGCCCGCCCGGGGCGGCGAGGGCGAGGGCGAGGCUCCUGAUGGCGGCGAGCGGCGGCGGCGGCACCGGCAUGGCCCUCCAGCCACGUAUGACAUGGACACGCGGAGGGAGGACAAGGAGCGCAGGCACCGGAGGAGGAAAGACACCCAGGGCUCCGGGGUCCCCGUGUCGGGCCCCAACCUGUCGACCACCCGGCCGAUCCAGCAGGACCUGGGCCGCCAAGACCCGCCGCCGGCCGAGGACAUCGACAACAUGAAGAACAACAAGCUGGCCACCGCAGAGGCCGCCGGUCCCCACGACAGCCUCGGCCACGCCGGCCUGCCCCAGAGCCCAGCCAAGAUGGGGAACAGCACCAACCCCGGCCCCACAAUGGCCCCGUCUGCCAUGGCCACCAAUCCUCAGAACGCCGCCGGUCGCCAGAUGCCCAACAACCCGGGGAACCCGUCCAACCCCGGCCCCCCCAAAACCCCCGAGAACAGCCUUAUCGUCACCAACCCCAGCAGCACCCAGACCAACUCAGCUAAGACUGCCAGGAAACCCGACCACACCGCGGUGGACAUCCCCCCGGCCUGCCCGCCCCUCAACCACACCGUCGUCCAAGUGAACAAAAACGCCAACCCAGACCCACUGCCAAAAAAGGAGGAAGAGAAGAAGGAGGAGGAGGAAGACCCCGGGGAAGACGGCCCCAAGCCCAUGCCCCCCUACAGCUCCAUGUUUAUCCUCUCCACGACCAACCCCCUUCGCCGCCUGUGCCAUUACAUCCUGAACCUGCGCUACUUUGAGAUGUGCAUCCUCAUGGUCAUCGCCAUGAGCAGCAUUGCCCUGGCGGCUGAGGAUCCCGUGCAGCCCAACGCGCCGCGGAACAACGUGCUGCGAUAUUUUGACUACGUUUUCACAGGCGUCUUUACCUUUGAGAUGGUGAUCAAGAUGAUUGACCUGGGGCUCGUCCUGCACCAGGGUGCCUACUUCCGCGACCUCUGGAACAUUCUUGACUUCAUAGUGGUCAGUGGGGCCCUGGUGGCCUUUGCCUUCACUGGCAACAGCAAAGGAAAGGACAUCAACACAAUCAAAUCCCUCCGCGUCCUCCGGGUGCUACGACCUCUUAAAACCAUCAAGCGGUUGCCAAAGCUCAAGGCCGUGUUUGACUGCGUGGUGAAUUCUCUCAAGAACGUCUUCAACAUCCUCAUCGUCUACAUGCUGUUCAUGUUCAUCUUUGCCGUGGUGGCCGUGCAGCUGUUCAAGGGCAAGUUCUUCCACUGCACCGAUGAGUCCAAGGAGUUCGAGAAAGACUGUCGUGGCAAGUACCUGCUGUAUGAGAAGAACGAGGUGAAGGCCCGGGACCGAGAGUGGAAGAAGUACGAGUUCCACUACGACAACGUGCUGUGGGCGCUGCUGACCCUCUUCACCGUGUCCACGGGAGAAGGCUGGCCACAGGUUCUCAAGCACUCCGUGGAUGCCACCUUCGAGAACCAGGGUCCCAGCCCCGGGUACCGCAUGGAGAUGUCCAUCUUCUACGUCGUCUACUUUGUCGUGUUCCCCUUCUUCUUCGUCAAUAUCUUUGUGGCCUUGAUCAUCAUCACCUUUCAGGAGCAGGGAGACAAGAUGAUGGAGGAAUACAGCCUGGAGAAAAAUGAGAGGGCCUGCAUCGACUUCGCCAUCAGCGCCAAGCCGCUCACCCGGCACAUGCCCCAGAACAAGCAGAGCUUCCAGUACCGCAUGUGGCAGUUCGUGGUGUCGCCGCCUUUCGAGUACACCAUCAUGGCCAUGAUCGCCCUCAACACCAUCGUGCUCAUGAUGAAGUUCUACGGGGCCUCGACUGCUUAUGAAAAUGCUCUGAGGGUAUUCAACAUCGUCUUCACCUCCCUCUUCUCUCUGGAGUGUGUGCUCAAAGUCAUGGCUUUUGGGAUUCUGAAUUAUUUCCGCGAUGCCUGGAACAUCUUCGAUUUUGUGACUGUUCUGGGCAGCAUCACCGACAUCCUCGUGACUGAGUUUGGGAAUCCGAAUAACUUCAUCAACCUGAGCUUCCUCCGCCUCUUCCGAGCAGCCCGGCUCAUCAAACUCCUCCGGCAGGGUUACACCAUCCGCAUCCUUCUCUGGACCUUCGUGCAGUCGUUCAAGGCCCUGCCUUAUGUCUGUCUGCUGAUUGCCAUGCUUUUCUUCAUCUAUGCCAUCAUCGGGAUGCAGGUGUUUGGCAACAUUGGCAUCGACGUGGAGGAAGAGGACAGCGAUGAGGACGACUUCCAGAUCACGGAGCACAACAACUUCCGGACCUUCUUCCAGGCCCUCAUGCUUCUCUUCCGGAGUGCCACCGGGGAGGCUUGGCACAACAUCAUGCUCUCCUGCCUCAGCGGGAAGCCGUGUGAUAAAAACUCCGGCAUCCUGACUCCCGAGUGUGGCAAUGAAUUUGCUUAUUUUUACUUCGUUUCCUUCAUCUUCCUCUGCUCCUUUCUGAUGCUGAACCUCUUUGUUGCUGUCAUCAUGGACAACUUUGAGUACCUCACGCGAGAUUCCUCCAUCCUGGGUCCUCACCACCUGGAUGAGUACGUGCGUGUCUGGGCUGAGUACGACCCCGCGGCGUGCUCUGUGUUUCCUGCUGACACGUGUCUGAAGCCCCACGUGAACCCCAAACCCACCCUCGACCCCCACCUCCGUGCCACCUCAGCCUGGGCAGGAGCUGCUGGCUCGGUGACGGGCCUCGAGGCCAGCAGGUGCUCAGGCAGGCAGGCGACCAGGCCUCUCUGUGCCCGCAUUGCAGGAGGGGCCGACAAACAGCAGAUGGACGCCGAGCUACGGAAAGAGAUGAUGGCCAUCUGGCCCAACCUGUCCCAGAAAACACUGGACCUGCUGGUUACGCCUCAUAAGUCCACGGACCUGACAGUGGGGAAGAUCUACGCGGCCAUGAUGAUCAUGGAGUACUACCGGCAGAGCAAAGCCAAGAAGCUGCAGGCCAUGCGUGAGGAGCAGAACCGGACACCUCUCAUGUUCCAGCGCAUGGAGCCCCCGUCACCAACGCAGGAGGGGCAGAACGCCCUCCCCUCCACCCAGCUGGACCCCGGAGGAGGCCUGAUGGCUCAUGAAAGUGGCAUCAAGGAGAGCCCUUCCUGGGUGACCCAGCGAGCCCAGGAGAUGUUCCAGAAGACGGGCACAUGGAGCCCGGAGCGAGGGCCCCCUACCGACAUGCCCAACAGCCAGCCCAACUCUCAGUCUGUGGAGAUGCGAGAGAUGGGCCGAGAUGGCUACUCAGACAGUGAGCGCUACCUCCCCACGGAAGGCCAGGCCCGGGCGGCCUCCAUGCCCCGCCUCCCAGCAGAGAACCAGAGGAGAAGGGGCCGGCCACGUGGGAAUAACCUCAGUUAUCGCUACACUAAUGUUUAUACAGGCUUGGGGACAGACCUGAGCAUGACCACCCAGUCGGGGGACCUGCCGUCAAAGGAGCGGGACCAGGAGCGGGGCAGGCCCAAGGACCGGAAGCACCGGCAGCACCAUCACCACCACCACCACCACCACCCCCCGCCCCCCGACAAGGAGCGCUAUGCCCAGGAGCGGCCUGACCACCGGGCCCGAGCCCGGGACCAGCGCUGGUCCCGGUCGCCUAGUGAGGGCCCCGAGCACAUGGCACACCGGCAG